CAAUAAUAGUUUUCCGAAUUUUCAUUUUUCCAGGAAUUUAGUUGCAGGGAAUCCUUCUUAUUAUUAAAUAUAUGAGUUAAUAUGAAUAAAAAAAACUUAGCACCUUCACAGUUAGCAUUCACAGAUUGAAUGAUCAUCUGUUUUUCCUUUCGAUCCAAGCAUCCAAUUCACUCGGUUAAUCAGGAGGCAGCAGUUCUUGAUUAGGUGCUUAGGAGAUUACAGUGGUAGCAGCAAGAAUAUCUGCAAUUCUACCACCAUAAAAAUGCAAUCUUUACUGAGUGGUGGUAGCCCUUCAAUGGAGGUUGAUGCUGUCACCAUCUUGAAAUCAAUCACUCCAUCUCUAGAACCUUCCAGGCAUAAAGGCCAAGCUGGUGAUAAUUUUCUUCCUAUUUUACUUCAAUUUGGUAGAUAGUUCUAGAAAGUUUGUAGUUAGUUAUACAUAUUCCGUUUUCCUUUUAUAGAAUAAUUCUUUGAUUUCGUUUGUAAUAUUUUGGUAAUUUACUAAAAUUUUGGGAUGCUCUGAGCUUUCACUUGAGUUUAGUCCUUUAUUUGUUGGAGGUCUUUAAUGAACCCUAAUUAGGGAUUGGUGAAUCCUAAUUAGGGUGGAUGCACCGUGCAUACGGAUGUACACAAGUUUUUGCCUUUUUUGUUUAUAUGCAUCCGUAGAUAGAGUCAUGAUGUUUCACUGUUUUUAAGCAAUAGUUUGAGAUUUACAGACUUCGUUACGUAGGAUGUCAGCAGAAAAAAGGUUGAUUUUGAGGAAGGAACAGUUCAUUAUUGCCACUGAAUGUAACUUUGGGUGGAAGAUCGCAGUUGUAGGAGGUUGCCGUGAAUACACUGGUGCACCGUACUUUUCUGCUAUUUCAGCUUUAAAAAUCGGUGCUGAUUUGUCGCACGUGUUCUGCACAAAAGAUGCCGCCCCGGUUAUUAAAGGCUACAGUCCCGAGUUAAUUGUGCACCCUAUACUGGAAGAGUCAUACAGUGUUAGGGAUGAAGAUAAGAAAUCGGUAUCAGCCAAAGUUAUUGAAGAGGUUGAUAAGUGGAUGGAGCGAUUCGAUUGUCUAGUUAUCGGUCCAGGCCUUGGGAGGGACCCGUUUCUCCUGGACUGUGUAAGCAACAUAAUGAAGCGCGCGAGGCAAUCCAAUGUUCCAAUGGUUAUAGAUGGGGACGGGCUUUUUCUUGUUACAAAUUCUCUUGAUUUGAUCAGUGGUUAUCCCCUGGCUGUCUUAACGCCCAAUGUAAACGAGUACAAGCGCCUUGUGCAAAAGGUUUUGCAAUGUGAUGUAAACGAUCUUGAUGGAGCUCAGCAACUACUUUCGCUUGCAAGAGGAGUAGGAGGCGCGACCAUUUUGAGGAAGGGAGGAUCUGAUUUCAUCAGCAAUGGCGAAACAGUUCAUGCGGUGAGCAGUUUUGGUUCUCCAAGGCGAUGUGGUGGCCAGGGAGAUAUACUCUCUGGAAGCGUGGCUGUAUUCGUGUCAUGGGCCCGCCAACGUGCUGCUAAAGCGGAGCCGAGCAUGAGUCCGACAGUGAUGGGGUGCAUUGCAGGCUCUGUUUUGCUGAGAAAGGCUGCUUCACAUGCAUUUGAGAGUAACAAAAGAUCUACGCUUACAACGGACAUCAUUGAACACUUGGGAAGAAGUUUGGAGGAGUUCUGCCCGGUCAGUCGAUAAAACGACGUCGUUACAGGAGUAGGAAGCGACGUGAGAAAGAUGAGUAUAUUUUUUUUGUGUACUUUUAUUUGUUUAUCCCAUGUACAUUAGGAUCUUUCAAGGGUUUAAAUAAGGUUGAUUUUGCCCAGAUAUUUUUGAAACAGUCGAAAUGUUGAGAUCUUUUGCUUUUCA
Molecule: messenger RNA, 1841 nt
Organism: Salvia miltiorrhiza (redroot sage)
Lineage: Eukaryota; Viridiplantae; Streptophyta; Magnoliopsida; Lamiales; Lamiaceae
Product: ATP-dependent (S)-NAD(P)H-hydrate dehydratase
Exons: 11
Coding region: 732-1670 (312 amino acids)
Biological process (GO): metabolite repair
Molecular function (GO): ATP-dependent NAD(P)H-hydrate dehydratase activity
Source: RefSeq, a predicted model, not a curated record